Messenger RNA from Pseudoliparis swirei, 4405 nucleotides. RefSeq names its product CUE domain containing 1b (gene cuedc1b). Gene Ontology annotation, molecular function: ubiquitin binding. NCBI's taxonomy places the organism in Eukaryota, Metazoa, Chordata, Actinopteri, Perciformes, Liparidae. The transcript is spliced from 11 exons. The record is from RefSeq and is a predicted model, not a curated record. Bases 501 to 1691 code for a protein of 396 amino acids.
CGGCUUGGAGCAGGAAGGCCAGGCUGCUAGGAUGGGCAUCGUGUUGACAUCCGAGCCAGACUCUUGGUAAAUAGCAGACUGAGAGGGGCUCUGUUUAUAGUCUGCGGAUGGCCUGGCACUGCCAUGUGGCACUGAGCUGCCGCCAGCUCCAGUGAAGUGCUCAUGACUGUGAUGCAGCUAUGUGGGUUUCCUGGCAAAAUUUGACUCUCAUAUCUACCUGGUGACAGAACCGUGGACAUUUAACUUUCUGUCACCACCUGACUAUAAUACAACACACCCUAUAAUCAAGUCAGCCAUGCUUGUUGCAGCUGAAUAACAAGUAGCAUUGGGGGGGGCGGGGGGAACAAGUUCUUCUCAACUUUCUUUUUAAAAGACGGCCAUGUCUGUUAGAAUGAGGAACUGAGCAGUGGGAAAAGUGGAAAGCAAGUGAGUCUGAAGGGGCCCGAGUGUUUGUGUUGGUAAAGAAGAGCCAUCCGUUCAGGAGGUUGGCGGCCCUGAGGAUGACGAGCCUGUUCAAGCGCAGCAGCAGCAAUGGAGGCUCCGGCAGCAGUGGAAGCGGGGGCGGCAGUGGUCAGGGGCAUCUCAACAACAGCAGGUCCAACCGGCAUGUCCGACGCCUGGAAUUCAACCAGGCCAUGGAGGACUUCAAGACCAUGUUCCCCUCUAUGGACUACGAGGUGAUCGAGUGUGUGCUGCGCUCCAACAACGGAGCAGUGGACGCCACUAUCGACCAGCUGCUCCAGAUGAGCAUUGACGGACAGGGCUCAGAUGACAGCUCGGACUCUGAUGACAGCAUUCCACCAGAGAUUCUGGAGCGAACACUGGAACCUGACAGUUCAGAUGAGGAACCGCCUCCAGUCUACUCCCCACCCACGUAUGAUAUGCACAUUUAUGACAGGAAAUACCCAGAAGACCCACCAACACCCCCACCAAGAUUUGAAGCCCAGCCUCCGCCAGGUCACCAGCAGGUCAGAAGUUACCGGAACUGGAACCCUCCUUUACUUGGAAAUCUCCCCGAUGAUUUUCUGCGAAUCCUGCCACAGCAGUUGGAUAGCAUAAAGCAAAGCUCUCAGAGCAGUCUGUCUCAGCCUUCAUCGUCAUCGUCCGUUUCUUCAAGAAGCCAAUGGACAGCCCAGUCUGGCUCUCAGUCCGGAGCUGCAGGGACCUCUGGAAGUCCAGGUCUGACGGCAGGAGCUACAGAGCAAGACAAGAAACUGAAGCAGUACCUUGAAGACGAGCGCAUCGCCCUGUUCCUGCAGAACGAGGAGUUCAUGAGAGAGCUGCAGCGCAACCGCGAGUUCCUCGUCGCCUUAGAGAGAGAUCGCUUGAAGUAUGAAUCAAAGAAAUCAAAGUCCACGCAUUCAUCUAGUAUGGAGAAUUUCACAGGAGAACAAUACUCUGCAGCUUCAAUGGAAGCGGUCUCAGACGACGCCCUUUUCAGAGACAAGCUCAAACACAUGGGCAAAUCAACAAGAAAGAAGCUGUUUGAAAUUGCCAGAACAUUCUCAGAAAAGGCGAAGCGGAGAAAGUCCAAAAGGAAGCUGCUCCUGAAGCACCAUUCAUUGGGUACAGCCAACUCUACGGCCAAUCUCCUCGACGAUGUAGAAGGAAACCCCUGCGAGGAAGAUGGUCAGCCCAGAAGAGCAAACACUCAGGAAGAAAAUGAGCAACGCAAUGAGCCCAUAUUAUGAUCCUCAUAUGCUGCACCAUAUCAGGGUUACCAUGGCGAAGCCAUCACGGCUCAUUGGUGGUGGCCUUGCCCUCUUCCUCGUCUCCACCAGCUCACCCCUCCCUAAUCCAAACCAGCCAAUGUAAGGCCCAGCAAUGAGACCCCCUCUUCCUCAGGGAGAGGAACUGGACUCUUCCCAGCACUCACCGAACUGUCUCGAAAUGCAUUCGCGUUGUAUUAUACCACUUUGUUAAUAUAUCAUUUUGAAUGUUAAGGCAAAUACAUAAGUCCUUCCCAGUAUGUGUUAACUUUAACCCCCUGAGAGGAACACUAGAGUAGUGAUGAUCUUGCCAUUUAAACCUUUAUUACUUUUCCAGACUUUAUGAUUGCUGCCCUCAGGCUUGGCUUUUCAGACUCUUUCUAUACACUAAACCAUGUAGAGCUUUUUUACCAUGUUUUCUUAUCAGAUUGUAAUAUUCUGCUGUUUACGACAGUCCGGGUCAUGUAUCUGAAAUUCGAAAGUGUGAGAAUAUUGUGGGCGUUAAAGUUGUGGCUGCCCAGAUGUCAACACUUGGCCAAUGUGUGCCGUUGAUCAAAAGGACUAUCGGGAGAACGCCUGUUUGGAGCAGUUUACUACUUUGGCCCGGUGAAAACUGUGCCGUUCAAUCUAUUGAAGCACAGUAGUCAGAAUAUCGGACCAUGGUGACCAUGAGCAUCACGUGGAUGAUGUCAUAAUGCUUCAGAUGGGUUACGACAUAACAGCAUAUUGUUGUCAACCUUCAGUUGCUUUCCCACACAGCAAUAGCAUGGCAUUAAUACAAAUGAGCAUUCUACCAUCCUCCACUUCUUAUCUUGUGGUGUCAAUUUAUAAUGGAAGCAAACCAGCAGUGUCCUAGAUGGUGGGAAACCAUUACUGUCAACAGUGGCACGCACGGUUCAAAGGGAAUUGGGUACGCCCAUUCCAGAUGUCAAUAUCUACCUCCUCCUACCCAUAAACCCUUUCAUGUUUCAGGUCCUGUUGGUUUAGAAUAGAUGAUGUUUUCAAUGCUGCCACAUCCUGAGCUAAGAGAUGUAGCUCAGUAUCACAGGAGGGAAACCGAUAUGCGCCACAUGAGCAGCCAGGUUCUGACAAGCCCGUCCCUAGCUCCGAUAUCAGAGUUCAUCAUUUCCAGGGAAUAUUUUAGCACCCUGUUGACAUCUUCCACUUUAACAAUAAUGGGAUAAUUUAGCAAGCUAAUGAAGUCGCCAAAGGUUCUUGCCAGCAUAAUACUGCAUAACUUUCUAAUUCAUUAAAUUCCAUUUAGGCGAUUGUUUUUCUCGUAAGUGACAACGGAAAGUCAAUGGAGAGCGAUGCAUUGUUUUCCAAUCCAGUGUGAGCGGAACUCCAAUGUGUGUCGUCGCUGUGGCACAGAGCUGCAUUUUUGGGCCUUGCUGUCGUUUCUCCUUUUGGGGAAUAGCAGUGAUCUCACCUCACCUACUGGACCACACUAACAGAGUGAAACCACUGCUCUGGAAAAUCUUAAUACUGUCAACAAUGGUGUCAUGUUUGGGCAUGAGAGAAUUAAUUGUUGUUUUUUCCAAAUGAAUGCUGGAUAUGUUUGGGGGGAUAAUCCUUCUGAAGACUGAAGUUGGACCUUUCUACUGGUCCUUCUAUUUGUAUGUGUAGAUGUGAAACUAGCAUGGAUUGAAGAGGCAGUACACGUGUGAGGGGAGGUUAGAGUAACUGUUUUCUCUCACUCUGCAGAACAUGUUUUUUAUCGUGUCAGAAAAGCUCCACAAAUGAACCUUUCUGGAUUGUUUUCUCGAUCUUGUGUGAGUGUGAUCCGUCACGUAUCUACUAUCCCCUUUGAUUAAACUACUUAAAUGUGCUAUUUGCUUAUUUAGUGAUUAACAAAGUUUGGAUGACUAACUGAUUUUAAAUAAGGAAUUUGUUGAAGGCCCUCUGCAUGUUUUAGACAGUUAUAUACUGAACAAUCUUCUUUUUUUUUUUUCAAAGGAACAUAUGAACAACUGAUCAAAUGUGAACAGUGCCACAAAUGUCACCAACUAGAGUUGAUUGAUCUUUUCCGUCCGCUGGUGGGAGCAGCUGUUUUCAGUGCUAGUCUACCUGCUCAGCCCCAAACAGCACGCGGGCCCAGGGAGGCCGAGCAGGUGAACACACGGGAACUUCUAGCAGCUAAGAAGUCCCCGACUGUUCUCACAACUCUGCUGCUGCCAGGUGGCCAACACAAUAAAUGAAUGCAGCUUUAAGAGAUGUGCUGCAACAUAAACCAGGUAGCUGGGGUCAAAGGGCCAUCAGGUCCAGGUGCUAGAUCCUAAAGAGCAGUGAGAGUGCAGAACUUCAGUGAGUCAUGACACCAACGCUGCUUCAGACUUAUGCUGGCAGGUGGACUGUGGAUGAAGGACUCCGGUGGUGUCGGUGUCACUAAGGGGUGGCGUACUGGCAGGCAUUGUCCUUUUUAAAACAUGUCCGCUUCCCUGGUUGUGCUCGUGUUCAUCAGACUUGUGGGAACAAACCGCCGAGUCCCGUCCUCCAGAUUUAGGGGACAGAUCCCUCAUCAGGUCGAGAUGUGAAGUGUUCACUCAUGACGUCGCUGCUUCUCAUGUCUCAUUCAGAUGAUGUCCUGAUGUCAACCGUGAAAUCCAAUUAGACCAGCUUGUUUGAAAGCUAAACAUAACUAUGUUUACCCUUGUGUCAAAGUGAAAUUAAACAUAUCUAAUAAUGAUAUAACUUUA